CGGAUACUUUAAGGGAGGAGGAGGAGAAAAUGUCGACGAUGAAUACGAAGUCUCGCUUGAGGUCAAGAUGGAUGCUCUUCGCAGGAUGCAGGCGUACCAGGCUAUCAUCUCAGGGCAGACAACCUUGCAGAGUGGGAGAGUCCAGGUCACAGAGGUCCCGCUCGAGAUCUCCGUCAUGGAGGCCAAGGCAGAGCUGAACAAGCCCGAGGACGAGAAGCCUGUUCUGCUGGACGUCAGAGAACAAGAUGAGUUCGAGUUUUGCCGCAUCCCUGGGGCGAUCCACAUCCCUUUGAGCGAAAUGAAAUUAAGGCAGGAUGAGGUUCCCAAGGACAAGCCUGUGCUCGUUUAUUGCCACCACGGUGCUCGGAGCAUGCAAGUCGUUCGCUACCUGCGAACGAGGGGAUGGAGGCAAGUCACGAAUGUUGAGGGAGGAAUCGAAGCCUGGUCUGUGGAGAUCGAUCCCAGUGUUCCUCGCUACUAGGCUGUGAAGAAUGAUGAAAAUCAUGAAGGGGAGGAGCAGGAGCAGGAGGAGCAGGAAGAGGGAAUAAACGAAGUAAA
Molecule: messenger RNA, 558 nt
Organism: Guillardia theta CCMP2712
Lineage: Eukaryota; Cryptophyceae; Pyrenomonadales; Geminigeraceae
Exons: 7
Coding region: 68-481 (137 amino acids)
Source: RefSeq, a predicted model, not a curated record